CACUUUCAAACCCUGCAGCAAAGCUUUCUUUCCACCCCAAGGCUUAUUUUGCAACCCGCAGUCGGGCCACGCCAUGGCAACGUUUGUCAGCGAGAAGCUCAGCCGGCUCUUCAUUAACGUGAGGCAGGUCCCUCAGCUGCUGGGGCCCCUCUCUCCCUCCACCGUCAGCAGCUCCGAGGUGCCCAAGAUCUUCUGGAAGCCCUACAUCCACACCGGCUACCGGCCCGUCCAGCAGACCUGGCGCUACUACUUCUCCACCCUCUUCCAGCAGCACAACGAGGCCAUCAACGUCUGGACCCACCUGGUGGCGGCGCCGAUCCUGCUGCUGCGCUUCCAGCGGCUCUCGCAGCGCGUGGACUUCGGGCAGGACCUGCACGCCCAGCCCCUCCUCAUCAUCCUCGCGGCCUCCAUCACCUACCUGACCUUCAGCAGCCUCGCCCACCUCCUGCAGGCCAAGUCCGAGUUCUGGCACUACAGCUUCUUCUUCAUGGACUACGUGGGGGUUGCUGUUUACCAGUACGGCAGCGCCCUGGGGCACUACUACUACGCCAUCGAGCCGAGCUGGCACGAGAGGGUGCGGGGGUUUUACAUGCCGGCGGCCGUGCUCCUGGCCUGGCUGUCCUGCGCUGGCUCCUGCUACGCCAAGUACCGCUACCACCAGUCCGCCCGGCUGCUGGGCCGGCUGUGCCAGGAGCUGCCCUCGGGCCUGGCCUACCUGCUGGACAUCAGCCCCGUGGUCCAUCGCAUCUUCACCGCGCCGCCCUCGGCGCGCCCGGACCCGGCCCUGCUGUACCACAAGUGCCAGGUGCUGUUUUUCCUCAUCGGUGCCUUUUUCUUCUCGCACCCUUACCCCGAGAAGUGGUUCCCCGGCAAGUGCCACUUCUUCGGGCAGAGCCAUCAGAUUUUCCACGUGUGCCUGGUGCUCUGCACGCUGGCGCAGAUCGAGGCCGUGGUGCUGGACUACGAGUCCAGGCGGCACAUUUAUUCCGCUCUCCAGGGGGACCUGGCACACAACUUCUCUGCCCUGUGCCUCUUCACUGUGACCUGCUCUGUCCUCACAGCUGCCUACAUGGCCCGGAAGGUGAAGAACAAGCUGGGCUUCAAGGAAGAGUAAAAGCCCUGAGGUGAGAUUCAGAAAUAGUUCCAGCUUGCUCUUAAGAAUGGUACGUGGGUUUAAUUCACAAUUCACCUCUGAAUAAAGAGUUGGGACAAAGUGUCUCGGUGCUGCAGCCCUGUGCCCAGACAGUGGUGGGCUGGGGAAGGCUCCUGGAAGCUGCCAGGUCUCACAGCACGAGCCUCUCACAGCCAAGCUAAAAGCACCCAUCCGAAUUCUGGAGAGGAAACCCACCUCAGUGGUGUUCACACAGAGCAGAGCCCCCCAAACCCACACCAAGCAAACCACCAUCC
This is a messenger RNA of Empidonax traillii (willow flycatcher), 1407 nucleotides long. Its product is annotated as membrane progestin receptor alpha-like. Lineage: Eukaryota; Metazoa; Chordata; Aves; Passeriformes; Tyrannidae. Gene Ontology annotation, biological process: response to steroid hormone; spindle organization. The record is from RefSeq and is a predicted model, not a curated record. The transcript is spliced from 3 exons. Gene Ontology annotation, cellular component: spindle pole; centrosome; plasma membrane. Gene Ontology annotation, molecular function: steroid binding; nuclear steroid receptor activity. The coding region runs from base 74 to 1114 and encodes 346 amino acids.